This is a messenger RNA of Emericellopsis atlantica, 1242 nucleotides long. RefSeq names its product choline monooxygenase. The coding region runs from base 1 to 1242 and encodes 413 amino acids. Gene Ontology annotation, molecular function: 2 iron, 2 sulfur cluster binding; iron ion binding. Lineage: Eukaryota; Fungi; Ascomycota; Sordariomycetes; Hypocreales; Bionectriaceae. The transcript is spliced from 2 exons. The record is from RefSeq and is a predicted model, not a curated record.
AUGUCUUCGUUAUUCAACUACAUUGGCCUAAGCAAGGCAGCACCGGCCGCCCAAGACGACAAUGCUCCAGUGCGCGCCCUGCCCGCCCCCUGGUACACCUCUCAGGAGAUGUACGAGCUCGAGCGCCGAGCCAUCUUUAGCAAAAAGUGGCUUCUCACAACGCACAAGCUCCGUCUCCAGGAGAAUGGCGAGUGGCUGCGGUAUGACAUUGCCGGCUUCGAGUUCAUCAUCUGCCGUGACCGCCAGGGCAACAUCAACGCCUUCCACAACGUCUGCCGUCACAGAGCGUUCCCCAUUGUCACCGCGGACUCGGGCCGCAACCACGUCUUCUCGUGCAAGUACCACGGCUGGUCGUACGGCCUGAACGGCAAGCUCGCCAAGGCCCCCGGCUACCAAGAGCUCGAGGGCUUUGACAAGUCCCAGAGCAGUCUGCUCCCCAUCCACGUGCACAUUGACGACAAGGGCUUCAUCUGGGUGAACCUCGAUGGCGGCGCGCGGCCCGAGGUUGCCUGGAAGGACGACCUUGAGGGCGUCGACACCCAGGAGCGGUUCGACUUUUACAACUGGGACGACUACCAGUUCGACCACACCUGGGAGAUGGAGGGCGAGUACAACUGGAAGAUCCUGGCCGACAACUACAACGAGUGCUACCACUGCAAGACAUCCCACCCGGACAUCCCCUCCAUCGCCGACCUCGAGAGCUACCGCGUCGAGACAAAGGGGGGGCACAUCCAGCACUUUGGCAACCCGACGCCCGAGCAGAUUGCCAAGGGGUUCCGAGUGGCCGCCUCCUACUACUUCCCCAACGCUUCCAUGAACGUCACACCACACUUCUUCAUGAUCCAGCGCUUCGUCCCCAGCGGGCCCAACAACUCCGUCAUGCGCUACGAGGUCUUCCGCAACAAGAACUCGAGCGACGAGGACUUUGAGCUCAUCACGUCCAUGUACAAGCGCAUCAUGUCCGAGGACAAGUACCUCUGCGCCAACGCCCAAAAGAACCUCAACACGGGCGUCUUUGUCAACGGCGAGAUGCACCCGCGCAUGGAAAAGGGGCCCCUCUACUUCCAGCGCCUCGUCCGCGAGCACAUGGUCGCCCACCACAAGCGCGAGCAGGACGCCGGCCGCGAGAUCUGGCCGUCCCGCCAGCAGAUCCCCUCGUCCGCGACGGCGAGCAACAAUGACAUGAAGCUGUGCAGUGCCCUGGACUGCCCGGUCGCCAACAAGGAGGCGCUGGCGUUCUGA